Salvia miltiorrhiza (redroot sage) is the source of this 1374-nucleotide messenger RNA. RefSeq names its product phenolic glucoside malonyltransferase 1-like. Lineage: Eukaryota; Viridiplantae; Streptophyta; Magnoliopsida; Lamiales; Lamiaceae. The transcript has a single exon. Bases 1 to 1374 code for a protein of 457 amino acids. The record is from RefSeq and is a predicted model, not a curated record.
AUGGCUACCAAACUCGAUCACUGCAAAAUCCUCCCUUCUUCUCCAAACCACAACGCUCAAGAACUCACUCUCCCUCUCACACAUUUCGACAUCCCAUUCCUUCAAUCCGAUCCCGACCAAACCCUAAUUUUCUUCGAUUUCCAAUGCUCCGAGCCUCAAUUCCUCGACACAAUCCUCCCCGGCCUAAAAAAUUCCCUCUCCGCUACCCUCACACACUUCCUCCCCCUAGCCGGAAACAUUCUCCUCCCUGCCGGAAACUCCAGCAUGCCGGUCAUCCGCUACCUCUCCGGCGACUCAGUCUCCCUCACGGUCGCCCGAUCCGACCAAAACUUGAGCUAUCUCACCGCGAACCACCCAAGGGCCGCCGAUGAAUUCUACCCUUGCGUCCCCCACUUGCCGCCGGUCACCUCCUCCUCCGCCGCCGCCGUGUUCCCCGCCGUCGCGUUGCAGAUCACACUAUUCCCGCAGCAGGGAAUCUGCAUCGGCGUCGCGUAUUAUCACGCCGCAGGAGAUGCUAGUAGCAUAGUCAAUUUCAUCAAAUCGUGGGCUUUUGUAAAUAAAUUUGGUGAGGAAUUUUAUCUAAAAUAUGGUGAACUUGUACCGGUAUUGGAUAGAACCCUAGUUCAAGAUCCGGAUAGAUUAGAUUCCAAAGCAUGGAAUCUCGUAAAAGAUUCUAGGGUUUUGCCAGUUGAGAUGGAAUCUACGGCAUUACCCACCAACAAAGUUCGUUCCACAUUCCUACUAACACAAAACCAAGUCCGAAACCUCAAGAACUAUGUCUUCGCUAAUAACCCUAAUUUGGACCGCGUUUCAUCCUUCGUCGUGAUCACCGCUCACGUCUGGAGAUGUCUGGUUGAAUCCGACGGCGGCGGCGGCGGCGGCAGUGACGAGGCCGUGUUCUUCAUGCUCGCCGUGGACUGCCGGGGGCGCCUGCGUCCGCCUCUUCCCGCGGCUUACUUUGGGAACUGCGUGGUGGCCGCGGUUGCGGAAUCGAGGCGGGGACUGCUGCUGGAGGGAAAAUUAGGGUUUCUCGCCGCGGUGGAGUCCUUGGCCGGGGCGAUCGGGAGGGUUUUGCACGGCGAGGGAGGGAUCGUGGAGAGCGCGAAAUGGCCGUUGGACUUCGCCGAUUUUGGCGGGAAAUAUGUGGUCGCAGUGGCCGGUUCGCCGAGGUUUGACUUGUACGAAGCCGACUUCGGGUGGGGGAGACCGAGGAAGUGCGAGUACGUGCAUCUCGAUAGGGAGAGAUCGAUCUCGGUGGCGAAAUCGAGGGAGUUUGAGGGGGGAUUCGAGAUCGGAUUGUCGAGGGGGGAGGCGGAGAUGGAGGUUUUCGAGUCCGCGUUUCAUCGAGGACUCGAAGAAAUCUUGAAGAUGUAA